AUGAGUAAACAACGUGUGUUUGAUAUUUUCAAUUUUACAAAACCUCAACCAGAUAAAUUAACUAGUUUAAACAAACCUAAAUUGAAAAGUAAUUCGGAUAAUGAUUCCGAUAGCGUUGAUUCUGAAUUAUUAGCCCUCUCUAGCUUUUCUAGCAGCACAUCGUGUUUAAAUGAAACCGACGAUGAAUCUACUAACUAUAAAAAUUUAUUAAAAAAUGACGAAAAAAUUGAUCUUGGUGAUUUACAAUCUGGUCCUAUAAGACCAGUUUUAAAGGUAAUUAUAAUAAUUAUAUAA
This is a messenger RNA of Macrosiphum euphorbiae (potato aphid), 294 nucleotides long. NCBI's taxonomy places the organism in Eukaryota, Metazoa, Arthropoda, Insecta, Hemiptera, Aphididae. The record is from the annotation of a GenBank genome assembly.